Molecule: messenger RNA, 2243 nt
Organism: Ochlerotatus camptorhynchus
Lineage: Eukaryota; Metazoa; Arthropoda; Insecta; Diptera; Culicidae
Gene: mTerf5
Product: mitochondrial transcription termination factor 5
Exons: 5
Coding region: 68-1660 (530 amino acids)
Biological process (GO): termination of mitochondrial transcription; regulation of DNA-templated transcription
Cellular component (GO): mitochondrial matrix
Molecular function (GO): double-stranded DNA binding
Source: RefSeq, a predicted model, not a curated record
CCGAGUGCUGUGCGGAGUGCAAGGAGUGCAACUGGAUUGGAAAGCAUUGAGUUUUAAUUUGAAAAAUAUGUACAAACUUAGGAUUCUACAGAAAAAUCAGCGUAAUUUAAAUCGUUUGUUUUGUUCAGAGGCAAGAUUCACCAACAUAAAUGAGGCAACACAGUUCUUCUAUCCGCUUUUGGAUGUUAAUGAGUCUACUAUGUACAAGUACCUAGCGAAGCAUAGUUAUCUCGUGAAUAUGGAACCAGUGGACGUACGUCGUAAAGUUGCCUAUUUCAGGUAUUUGAAUGCAACCAACGAUGAAAUUCUAGAGCAACCAAUGCUGUUUUCAUUGCAUUUGAUUACGAUUGAAAACAGAUCUACGAUUUUACGAGAGUGUGGAUUAGUCGAAUCAUUGAAUCUGGUAGCAAUAUCCAAAUACAUCACAAUCAUAAGGCAGCAGAUCAAAGCUUUAAAGAACAACAAACUCAUACCAAUUGAUUUGAAUAUGAUGGAUCAGCUUAAGAAGCAAUUCGAUACAGAGGUUAAUCCAAACAUUAAUUAUAGUGAUGAAAUGCAUUUGCAAACACUUCGAGAACUCUUUCUGAAUGCAUUUCUUCGUGAGAGACUAAAGCUUACCGAUGAGGAAUUCAAAAAGCUGUGGAAGUCAUAUUCCAAAAUAAAACACAAAAGUUUUGGUCAUACUCAGCGAGUUGUGGAUAUCCUUCAGCACAAUUUGAAACUAACUAGAGAAAAAAUUGUAGGAAAUCUUUAUCUCCUGCAUUCGGAUCCUGAAAAUUUACUACGAUACCCCGAGGUCGUGCCUACGAUAGCAGGAAUGGACAUAAAGGAGGUCAUGGUGAAACAACCGAAGGUCAUGAUGGUACCAUGCGACAAACUAAAGCAGCUAUUGGGUCAUCUUCGGGAGUUUGGAAUCGAUGAGGCAGGGGUGCUCAAAUAUUCGACGAUUUUAACUCUGUCGCCCAAUACUGUCCUAGCACGAUUAGAGCAGCUGAAGAAAACUAAAGAAUUUGAAGUGCUUUCCAAACAUCCUAGGAUCACCAAGCUCAUAGCGUAUCAAACCAAAGCGGCCAUCCGACUGGACUUUCUACAGCAGCUGAAAGUUCGCUGUGCCUCAUUAAAUGUGUUAUCUAGUCAUUCACAAAGCUUUGAAAAAUAUGUUAGGGAAGGUUACGAUAGAACGAAUGGGAAAGACAUUGCUCAUUACCUUAAUAUGGUGUUUCAACAGCAAGGCACAGAUGCCGUUGAACAAUUAAAGCGACAUCCAAACUGGUUUCAUGUACCCGCUGUACAAAUGCAGGAAACGCUCGAUUACCUAAGAAGCAAAGAAUUUUCGUUGGACGAGAUAUACGAGAAUGUUCAAAUACUUCUAUACCCUCUGUCGCGAAUCAGCCAAAAACUAGACAAGCUCAUAGAGUGCAAACAAACUAAAAAGAGGCAUGAGGAUUUCGGAAUAGAGCUGACUUGUGUGACCCCGGCACAAAUGCUAUCACUGUGUUUAUACAUGAUAGAGUUAGAUUUCCAUUUUACAGGAGACGGCAUUUGGCCAGACCAGGUUCAGCAUAGCGAUUCUUCCACCACUACAAAUAUUGAGCUACCAAAAUCGUUAAACAAAGAUUACAAGUAUGGAAAGAAAUCAUCAAUGUCAAUCUGUGUUUGAUGAAUAAAAAGAUAAUGUUAAGUUAACUAUACUUUAAUAUCAUUUUUGUUUGUCAUCGUUUUUAUUUCUUGUAUGAUUUAUUCAGCUCAAAUACCCUUUCAGGUUUAAAUGAAACUUGAACAUAUUGUGUAACUUUUCAAUAGGUUCUACACAAAUAAUUAUCGUUAGUAAAAAAACAUUGGCAGAAUUAAAAGUUUGCGUUGGUUCUUUUUGGUAGAAAGCACAAAACAGAAGUAGAACUUCGGAUCAGAAAGUGACUCCACUCUUCAUUGGCGAACACUAGUGCACCUAGCGGUAAAUGACAUCUUCUACCUGCAGUUAAGAUAGGCAGUAUGCUAUGACUAUGUGAGGGCACAUAGAAGCCAAAAUCAAAAUGAUGAAUUCGAACAAAAUGCGUCAAUUUAUUAUUGUGUAUUUUAAUCCGAGCUCGAAUCACAAAACUAUGCAAUGAGUAGAAUUUCACCAAUUUUUAAGAAAAGUGCCUUCAAUCCCAGCUUCAAUCAUUUAUUUAAUAAAAACAAAACAUUAAUGAGUAGUUGUGAUCCACAAAUAAGUAGCGGUUAUUCAUUAAUGAUUAACAGUC